This is a messenger RNA of Ailuropoda melanoleuca (giant panda), 2250 nucleotides long. It is a transcript of the gene NR2F2, whose product is annotated as nuclear receptor subfamily 2 group F member 2. NCBI's taxonomy places the organism in Eukaryota, Metazoa, Chordata, Mammalia, Carnivora, Ursidae. The record is from RefSeq and is a predicted model, not a curated record. Bases 779 to 2023 code for a protein of 414 amino acids. Gene Ontology annotation, biological process: regulation of DNA-templated transcription. The transcript is spliced from 3 exons. Gene Ontology annotation, molecular function: sequence-specific DNA binding; zinc ion binding; DNA-binding transcription factor activity.
GGCGGCGGCGGCCCAGCGCCAGGACGACGCCGAGCAGCGCCCGACGCGGACCACUUUCAUGCUGAUUCCCCCGGACCCGGGAAGCGCUCCGGCCACUCCGCGGGCCGCCGGCCUCCGCCCCGGCCUGCCCGGCUCUCUGGGCGCGCCCGCGACCGGCGCCUCCGCUCUCCCAGUCCUCCUGAUUUCGAUGGCUUUCCUGAAUGGCUGACUGUGGGCUGCCCUGGACUUGGCCCCCGGACAGUCGCCUCUCCUCCUCCUCCUCUUCCUCCUCCUCUUCCUCCUCCUACUCCAACUCCUCGGCACACCAGCUCUGAGAGCGAGAGAGUGAACGAGAGAGGGAGGGAGAGAGUGAGAGCGAGCGAGAUCUUUGGAGAGAUUUUUUUUUUUUUUUGCCUCCUACUUCUGUCUUGAAGCCAGACAAUCGACUUGCAGCUCUCCCUCCCCUCCCUCUCUCUCCACGUUCUGCUCCCACUCUCUCUCCCCUGGCCCCUUCCCCUCCCCUCCGGGCGGAAAGCCCCCCGAAACCAACAAAGCUGAGCCGAGGGAAACAAACAAAACAAACACACCGGGCCAGACAAGCAAUCGACAAAACUUUGCAAAAGCAGAAACAAAAAAGGAAAAACUAAUCAACCUCAACCAACCAGCCCCCGAGCUACCCGGGGCGCCCUCCCGCGCCCUCUCGCACCCUCGCACACACAAAAGGCGGCGCGCCGAGACCCGGGAGCCGCCGUCGCCCGCAGCCAGGGGAGCAGGAAGUCCGGACGCGGCCCCCAUAGAUAUGGCAAUGGUAGUCAGCACGUGGCGCGACCCCCAGGACGAGGUGCCCGGCUCGCAGGGCAGCCAGGCCUCGCAGGCGCCGCCUGUGCCCGGCCCGCCGCCCGGCGCCCCGCACACGCCACAGACGCCGGGCCAAGGGGGCCCGGCCAGCACGCCGGCCCAGACGGCGGCGGGUGGCCAGGGUGGCCCCGGCGGCCCGGGCGGCGACAAGCAGCAGCAGCAGCAGCACAUCGAGUGCGUGGUGUGCGGGGACAAGUCGAGCGGCAAGCACUACGGCCAGUUCACGUGCGAGGGCUGCAAGAGCUUCUUCAAGCGCAGCGUGCGGAGGAACCUGAGCUACACGUGCCGCGCCAACCGGAACUGUCCCAUCGACCAGCACCACCGCAACCAGUGCCAGUACUGCCGCCUCAAAAAGUGCCUCAAAGUGGGCAUGAGACGGGAAGCGGUGCAGAGGGGCAGGAUGCCGCCCACCCAGCCAACCCACGGGCAGUUUGCGCUGACCAACGGGGACCCUCUCAACUGCCACUCGUACCUGUCCGGAUAUAUUUCUCUGCUGCUGCGCGCCGAGCCCUAUCCCACGUCGCGCUUCGGCAGCCAGUGCAUGCAGCCCAACAACAUCAUGGGCAUCGAGAACAUUUGCGAACUGGCCGCGCGGAUGCUCUUCAGCGCCGUCGAGUGGGCCCGGAACAUCCCCUUCUUCCCCGACCUGCAGAUCACCGACCAGGUGGCCCUGCUUCGCCUCACCUGGAGCGAGCUGUUCGUGCUGAAUGCGGCACAGUGCUCCAUGCCCCUCCACGUCGCCCCACUCCUGGCCGCCGCCGGCCUACACGCCUCACCCAUGUCUGCCGACCGAGUGGUCGCCUUUAUGGACCACAUACGGAUCUUCCAAGAGCAAGUGGAGAAGCUGAAAGCGCUGCACGUCGACUCCGCCGAAUACAGCUGUCUCAAGGCCAUAGUCCUGUUCACCUCAGAUGCCUGUGGUCUCUCUGAUGUAGCCCAUGUGGAAAGCUUGCAGGAAAAGUCCCAGUGUGCUUUGGAAGAAUACGUUAGGAGCCAGUACCCCAACCAACCAACGCGAUUCGGAAAGCUUUUGCUUCGCCUCCCUUCCCUCCGCACGGUCUCCUCCUCAGUCAUAGAGCAAUUGUUUUUCGUCCGUUUGGUAGGUAAAACCCCCAUCGAAACCCUCAUCCGGGAUAUGUUACUGUCCGGCAGCAGUUUUAACUGGCCGUAUAUGGCAAUUCAAUAAAUAAUAAAUCAAAAUAAGAAGGGGGAGUGAAACAGAGAGAAAGAAAAGGCAAAAGACUGGUUUGUUUGCUUAAAUUCCUUCUGUUAAGAAAGGAUAUAAAAGGAUGUUACAAGUUUGCUAAAAGAAGAGAGGGGAAGAAUUUCAUGGACUGUGAAUUUCAAAAAAAAAAAAGACUGUCAAAUGAACUUUUACAGAAUGCAUUAAAAAAAAAAAACUCCUGUGUCGGU